ACCUAAGAUACCAAAGACUCCACACUCUGAGAAAGGACGACAAGAACAGCAGAGAAGUGAAAUCAUCUCAAGGCCAUACAAAGUCCUCUGGGAGCUCCACAGGACCGAAACGAGAUCAACGGGGAGAAUUAGAAAGAGACCAAUAAGACCGAUCAAGCUCUGUUUAAUUGUGUGUAUUUGUGUCGCGUCGCUGGUAUGAGCAGGGUUUUGAUUCUGUCCGUGCUCCUGCUGUCCCUGAGCUGGUGCAGAUGUGCCGUCAUCACAGGGGCAUGUGACAGAGAUGUGCAGUGUGGUGUGGGGCUGUGCUGUGCUGUGAGUCUAUGGCUCAGAGGCCUGCGUAUGUGCACACCACAGGGACUGGAAGGAGACGAAUGUCACCCUUACAGCCACAAGGUUCCUUUCCCUGGCAAGAGACAACAUCACACUUGCCCUUGUCUGCCUCAUCUGGUGUGCACCAGGUACAGCGACAACAGAUAUCGCUGUACCAGCGACUUCAAAAACAUAGACUUUUAACACUGGAAAGAGCGGGAGAAAAAGAAGAGUGACAGCACAACUAGAUUAAUAACAAGUGCCACAGCACUUUUCUGGUCAUUUUCGUUUUCACUCUCAUGCACUUUGCACUACAAAAAUGCUGUUAUCCAGUUUCCCCAGAAAUGCCAACAUACAUUAUCCACCGUGGCACAAGGUCUACCUCAGAAUCACUGGUUUACCUUGGCAUCCUUGAUAGUAAAAACAAAAUAAAUUAAUCACUUUUCUGUAAGUAUACAUGCAACAGAUAUUUUGUAAAGAAUGUGC
Messenger RNA from Carassius auratus (goldfish), 795 nucleotides. Its product is annotated as prokineticin-1-like. NCBI's taxonomy places the organism in Eukaryota, Metazoa, Chordata, Actinopteri, Cypriniformes, Cyprinidae. Gene Ontology annotation, biological process: endothelial cell proliferation. The transcript has 3 exons. The record is from RefSeq and is a predicted model, not a curated record. The coding region runs from base 196 to 513 and encodes 105 amino acids.